CCAUCGCACGACGGUUAAUUUCAUAAGGCACAACUUUGUCAGCGCCGGUGCUAAUCACUGCGCACGGUUUAUCCCCGAUUCCUCUGCGCGCCUUUCUUAAUUUCGCCGGUUUACGAAUGCGUUUUGUUGACGCACAUCCCCCCCCCUCAAAAAUAAAAACCCCGCAGCCUCGGUCGGACGCCGCGUUCCCCGGGUAACCGUCCCGUCCGGCGCCCAAAACACCCGCUCCUCAUUCUCCCGUCUUUUUAUUUUAUAAAAGAUAAAAAACCGCGGAGCUUGCGUGCCUAUAUUGAAACCGGGAUGCGUUCACUGACCGGUUCAAGCCAGAUUUAUUAUGGCUAGCUUAAUUGGCUUACAGUGGCAGCCGAGCGGCGGUUAGCAAGCGGGCAUCACCGUCCUCCGGGGCCGCCUCCCACUUACUGCCGGGGACCAAUUGGAAGGAUGUUCAUCCCGAUUGAUAAAGACGCGUUUGGCGCAUAUUGGAUCAUAUUGAUUUCAUAUUGAUUAAUGCAGCAGCCGCGUGAACGCAACGCUCGGUUCGGGACCGAGACUGACGGCCUGACGCUGCAGGACUGUUCUCCUGAUCCAUAGGAAGCAACGACACCGGAUUUCAUCACAGCUCCAUCCUCCCAACAAAGGAAUCCCUUUGACUUGAGAGCGGCUCCCUCACGUCUUUGUGUGUGUGUGUGUGUGCACCCCCUACGUUUUUAAACGGGGUCGAACAGAGGCCUGCUGCCCGUUUUCCUUUCACAUGCCUGCUGGCAGCCGCCAUCUUUGCUUCAAUGGAGCGUCACAGCUGCAGAGGAAGGAUUUGUAGAGGCCGCCGGUACCUCAGCACCUCCUGGGAGAUAGCCUAGCUCGGCUCAGCUCGGCCCCAGCAGCUAUUCCGUGACCCCUUCCCCCUCCCACACACCACCCCUCCCCUCUUCUCCUUUUCACACCCCCCCCCCCCCCCCCUUGCAAGUGACUGUGCCAUGGCAUCAGUGCGCUUCACGGUGACGCCCACCAAGGCGGAGGACCUCCCCGGGCUGUCCGACGCGUCGCCCGACAUCAGCUCCCGCUCCGGCGCCCGCGUGCGCUUCGGCUCCAGGGAGAGCGUCAACCGGAGCGAGCCGCCCAGCGAGGCCUCGGGGGGCCCGGCGCCCACGGCGGGCGGGGCCGAGACGCCGGACCACAGCAGCGUGGAGCAAGGCGAUGGGAAUUCAAAGAUCUCCAGCGUGUACAUCAACAACACCCACGGCGGGGAUGACGACGACUUCUACGACAAGAACCUGGCCUUAUUUGAGGAGGAGAUGGACACUCGGCCGAAAGUGUCGUCUCUGCUCAACCGCCUGGCCAACUACACCAACCUGACGCAGGGGGCCCGGGAGCACGAGGAGGCCGAGAGCAUCGGCGAGAAGAAGAAGGCCGGCAAGUCGCCCCAGAUGGGGACCUUCAUGGGCGUCUACCUGCCCUGCCUCCAGAACAUCUUCGGCGUCAUCCUCUUCCUGCGGCUCACCUGGGUGGUGGGAAACGCCGGCGUGCUGCAGGGCCUCUGCAUUGUCUUCAUAUGCUGCUGCUGCACACUGUUGACGGCGAUAUCGAUGAGUGCGAUCGCCACUAACGGAGUCGUUCCAGCGGGAGGCGCCUACUUUAUGAUCAGUCGCUCUCUGGGUCCAGAGUUUGGGGGGGCGGUGGGCCUUUGCUUCUACCUGGGCACCACCUUCGCUGGAGCCAUGUACAUCCUGGGAGCCAUUGAGAUCCUGCUGAUGUACAUCGCACCCAAGGCGGCCAUCUUUGAGUCCAAGCACCCCGACGGCGAAGGGGCGGCCAUGCUGAACAACAUGCGCGUGUACGGCUCCGUGUGCCUCCUCCUGAUGUCCCUGCUGGUGUUUGUGGGCGUGAAGUACGUCAACAAACUGGCCUCCAUCUUCCUGGCCUGCGUCAUCGUCUCCAUCGUCGCCAUCUACGUCGGCGCGCUGGUCUCCGCCUUCAAACCACCCACUUUCCCCGUGUGCAUGCUGGGGAACCGGACCAUCAGCGGACACCAACUGGAUGACGGCCAAUGUUCGAAAACCCUCCUGCUGCAGAUGGGCGCGGCGCCGGAGGAGGAAGCAGGCGGCAACGUCACGGCGGUGAACGAAAACGGCACCAUGACCCCGACCUUUGACCCCAGCCUGGCCCCCCCUCUGCUGGAGAAGACCACGUAUAUUUGGAAGCAGUUUUGCGAGGGGCCCGAAGUCAACGCCACCUGCGACGAGUACUUCCUCUCAAACAACUUUUCCCAGAUCGAGGCGAUCCCCGGCCUGGCCAGCGGGAUCAUCUCAGAGAACCUGUGGAGCUCUUACCAGAGCCGAGGGGACGUGGUGGAGAAAAGCUCCCUGAGCUCCUCCCGCCAGGCGCAGCCGGCCUCCACCCAGCAGCCGUACGUGUUCGCAGACAUCUCCACCUCCUUCACGCUGCUGGUGGGCAUCUUCUUCCCCUCGGUCACAGGAAUCAUGGCUGGUUCCAACCGGUCGGGGGACCUGAAGGACGCCCAGCGCUCCAUCCCCAUCGGGACCAUCCUCGCCAUCCUCACCACCUCCAUCGUCUACCUGACCAGCGUGGUCCUGUUCGGCUCCUGCAUCGAGAGGGUGGUCCUCAGAGACAAGUUUGGGGACUCGGUCAACGGGCAGCUGGUGGUGGGGACUCUGGCCUGGCCGAGCCCCUGGGUCAUCGUCAUCGGCUCUUUCUUCUCCACGUGCGGCGCCGGCCUCCAGUCGCUGACCGGCGCUCCCCGACUCCUGCAGGCCAUCGCCAAGGACAACAUCAUCCCCUUCCUUCGGGUGUUUGGCCAUGGGAAGGCGAACGGGGAGCCCACCUGGGCCCUGCUGCUGACGGCCCUGAUAGCCGAGCUGGGGAUCCUCAUUGCCUCCCUGGACCUAGUGGCUCCCAUCCUUACAAUGUUCUUCCUGAUGUGUUACCUGUUUGUGAACCUGGCCUGUGGCCUCCAGACCCUCUUGAGGUCUCCCAACUGGAGGCCGCGCUUUUCCUAUUACCACUGGACCUUGUCAUUUUUGGGGAUGACUAUCUGCCUGGCGCUCAUGUUCAUUUCCUCGUGGUACUACGCAAUCGCAGCCAUGGUGAUUGCCGGCAUGAUCUACAAGUACAUUGAGUACCAUGGAGCGGAGAAGGAGUGGGGGGAUGGGAUCCGCGGCCUCUCGCUCAGUGCCGCCCGCUAUGCUCUCCUGAGGUUGGAGGAGGGGCCGCUGCACACCAAGAACUGGAGACCCCAGGUGUUGGUCCUGCUGAAACUGGACGAGGACGCACACGUCAAGUCUCCUCGCCUGCUGACCUUCGCCAGCCAGCUGAAGGCGGGAAAAGGUCUCACCAUCGUCGGCACGGUCGUCUCCGGCAACUUCCUGCAGAGCUACGGGGAAGCCCUCGCCGCCGAGCAGACCUUGAAGCACCUGAUGGAUAAGGAGCGCGUGAAGGGCUUCUGCCAGUGCAUCGUGGCCCAGAAGCCGCGGGAGGGCAUCAGUCACAUGAUCCAGUCCAGCGGUCUGGGGGGCAUGAAGCCCAACACGGUGGUGAUGGGCUGGCCUCACGCCUGGAGGCAGAGCGAGGACCCGCAGGCCUGGAAGACCUUCAUCAACACGGUGCGCGUGACGACGGCUGCCCACUUGGCCCUGCUGGUGCCCAAAAACAUCUCGCUGUUCCCCAGCAACAGCGAGCCCUGCGCCGAGGGCUACAUCGACGUGUGGUGGAUCGUGCACGACGGGGGGAUGCUCAUGCUGCUGCCCUUCCUGCUGCGCCAGCACAAGGUGUGGCGGAAGUGUGGGAUGCGAAUCUUCACAGUGGCCCAGAUGGAGGAUAACUCCAUCCAGAUGAAGAAGGACCUGGCAACCUUCCUCUACCACCUACGCAUUGAAGCUGAGGUGGAAGUGGUUGAGAUGCACGACAGUGACAUCAGCGCAUACACCUACGAAAGGACCCUGAUGAUGGAGCAGAGGUCUCAGAUGCUGCGGCAGAUGCGACUGUCUAAAUCGGACCGGGAGAAAGAGGAAACCCCCGGUAGCAGCAGCAGUAGGACAGAGGCAGGUGGCGCUACGAGGUCUCAGGCCCAGCUGGUGAAGGACCGCAACUCCAUGCUGCGGCUGACGAGCAUCGGGUCGGACGACGAAGACGACACCGACGGCGGCGAGCGGGACCGGCCGACCAGUGCGGCCGGCGGCGCCAGCGAGAGCGCCGAGCACCACCGGCGCGUCCAGAUGACGUGGACCAAAGAGAAGUCGUCCCAGUACCGGGCCAUGCACUCGGGCUGCUCCACGCCGGAGGGCUUCAGGGACAUGCUCAGCAUGCGGCCGGACCACUCCAACGUCAGGCGGAUGCACACCGCCGUCAAGCUCAACGAGGUCAUCGUCAACAAGUCCCACGAAGCCCGGCUCGUCCUGCUCAACAUGCCCGGACCCCCCCGCAACACGGAGGGCGACGAGAACUACAUGGAGUUCCUGGAGGUCCUGACCGAGGGGUUGGAGCGCGUCCUGCUGGUGAGGGGGGGAGGAAGCGAAGUCAUCACCAUCUACUCCUGAUUGGACGAAGCCGAGGACGGCGGGGGGGGGAGGUGGUGGUUGCGGGGGCGGGGCACAGGGUUCAUAGCUCGACACCUCCUUUACUUUUUUUUCACCUUUUUACUCCUUUCUGUCAUGACGAGGUUCCCGUUCCACUUACAUCGAGCUACAGAAAUGCCAACAACUAUUUCACCAACGAGCAAAUUAAAGCGUGCGUGCGUGUGUGUGUGCGUGUGUGUGUGUGAGAAAGGAGGCGUGGCUGGUUGUAGAAGGGCCGGUGCUUGCGUUGGGGGCCGUGGAGGCGAUGGCGUGUUAGAUGGCGAGACUCAGGGCUGCUUUUUGUACGGACGCGGUGAAAAGAGGACGUAGCUUGUGCUCCUGCGUCAUUCGCUGUAGUUUUGGUUUCGUGUUUGUUUGUUUUUUCCCUCCUUGAAGACACCUUGAAAGUUAUUGCAAUAUUUCUUCAAAAGGGGGAAAGUAAGACGGUAUCAAAGCAAGCAGCCCUUAGUUUUAAAACUGCUUUCUGGCUCAUUUAAAGAAAAUCGGUUCAUCUCUAUACUGUUAUGUAUUUAAUUAUAUCAAACUUCUUUUUUCAAAUUUGUUCAAGUUCCGACCCAACUGGUGUUUAAAUGUUCAUGUUGGUCGACACUUGCUGCUUUUUGUCAGAAUCUGACAUCUUGUACGAAGGUCCAUUUCCGCUUGGAAAAGAAAACAUUUUGAAUUCAAUGUUGGUAGAAAACAAAUGCAUUUAAAAAAAACCCCUUUUAUUUAUUUUAAAUUUGGCUAGAAUAGAUGUUGAUUUGCUUGAGUCAACAAUAUGACGUAUUAGAUUUGGUUUUAUAAAAUAAUGGUUCAAUGGUCAAAAUACUUGAAUCCAAAUAAUCCUUUUUCACCCAUUUUUAUUUUUGCCCUGAGUAUUUGUUGUUCCCAUCUUUCUUGAUUUUAAAUGGUCCUCUACAAAUCGGCUACUGCGUAAGCUUCUAAAAGCAAACACCUUUCAGUCAAACACCUUUCAGUCAAACACCAGCCUGCGAUCAGUCACGAGAGCUGGAUCAGCGACGUCAUGAAGGCACUGAAGAUCCUCUGCAGCGGCGCCGUCGACCCACCGGACCAUCGGGGAGACGAACACAGCUGUGCAUGCUGUCACAAACGUCCCUGUCACUCGGAGACGAGUGAGUGUGUUCAUUUGACACUUCUGAUGAGAAUGGGGGCUGAUUUGUGUGCUGCCAGUUUUUUGCCCCGAAACUCUCAAACUCACCGCUGACCUAAACAAAACCUGCUGGUGUGUGUGUGUCUGAAAGUGUGCGUCCGUGUGCACAUGAGCUUGUUACUUAAGUAAGGAGCUGUAAACUAGAAGUGUUGCUUUUGUUUUUUCUUUUUUACAGUGUUAUUGUGCAGGGAUUAUUUUAUGUUAGUUAUAGUUUUUGCUAAACUUUUUAUUUUUCUUGCUUGUACAUAAAGUCCCACGUUUUAUCUUUUUUUAAUUACAUUAAUAUAAAAAAGGAAUCCUAAAAAACUUUGCUUGAAAAAUCUGAAGAAAUAAAAACAAUUUUGAG
Molecule: messenger RNA, 6085 nt
Organism: Pungitius pungitius (ninespine stickleback)
Lineage: Eukaryota; Metazoa; Chordata; Actinopteri; Perciformes; Gasterosteidae
Product: solute carrier family 12 member 6-like
Exons: 27
Coding region: 975-4550 (1191 amino acids)
Biological process (GO): potassium ion homeostasis; chemical synaptic transmission; chloride transmembrane transport
Cellular component (GO): plasma membrane
Molecular function (GO): potassium:chloride symporter activity
Source: RefSeq, a predicted model, not a curated record